Molecule: messenger RNA, 1863 nt
Organism: Neoarthrinium moseri
Lineage: Eukaryota; Fungi; Ascomycota; Sordariomycetes; Amphisphaeriales; Apiosporaceae
Exons: 3
Coding region: 1-1863 (620 amino acids)
Biological process (GO): attachment of GPI anchor to protein
Cellular component (GO): GPI-anchor transamidase complex
Source: RefSeq, a predicted model, not a curated record
AUGCGACUCUUCACCUCUGUUCUGACCCCUCUGUUCUGCCUCGUAGCGUCAGCUGCUGCCGCCUCCGACUACCAUGAGCAGCUGGUUCUGAAGCCCCUGCCCCAGAACUCGGUCCUGGCCAGCUUCGACUUCAAGUCCAACACGAGCGUCGCCCAGUUCGAGGCGCACAACUUCCGCUACUUCCCGCGGUCGCUCGCGCAGAUUCUACAGCACGCCGGCACGAGAGAGCUUCAUCUGCGAUUCAGCCUGGGCCGAUGGGACGCCGAGACGUGGGGUGCGAGGCCGUGGCAUGGCACCAAGGAGGGCAGCACCGGCGUUGAGCUGUGGGCUUGGUUGGAGGCCGGAAGCGAUGAAGAAGCCGAUCAGAAGUGGCUGACGCUCACGAAUGCCCUCUCUGGUCUCUUUUGCGCCUCGCUCAACUUCAUCGACUCGACCCGAACCAUCCGGCCCGUCAUGUCCUUCCGGCCCGAGGGUGACCACCCAAAUACAACCAUGACAAACAUGCACUUGCUGCAUGGUGUCCUGCCUCGCGAGGUUGUCUGCACGGAGAACUUGACUCCCUUCCUGAAGCUGCUGCCCUGCAAAGGCAAGGCUGGCAUCUCGAGUCUGCUGGAUGGCCACAAGCUGUUUGAUGCUUCCUGGCAGAGCAUGGCCAUUGACGUCCGUCCCGUCUGUCCUGCUGGCGGAGAAUGCGUACUAGAGAUCGAGCAGACUAUAGACAUGGUGCUAGACAUUGAGAGAUCGAAGCGACCUAGGGACAAUCCCAUCCCGCGCCCGCCACCGGGCCACGAGCUGAAAUGUAAUACCUCCAAACCAUACAACAGCCACGACACGUGUUUCCCUACCGACUCGCUCUCGGCUCAAGAGUGGACUAUCUCUCAGGUGUUUGGCAAGUCCAUGAAGGGGACCUGCCCCCUUACUGAUCCUGCUGUACCUCCCGUGUGCAUCCAAGCACCACAUAGCAGGGAUGUCUUCACAUCAGCUGGCGUCACGGAGCUCAAGGUCAAGGAGAACGAACGCUGCUAUCUGGCUCCGGCCGAGGACGACUUUGAGCUUGUGCUGCCGCACAUGCCUCAUGAGGGCGAGAAUGCGAAAUCCGAUGCCGACGAAUAUGUAAAACCCGAGACCCCCCUCCUAUAUGCCGAGAGGAGUUUCACUGGCCAUGGUCAGCAGCGGGGUGGUGUCCAGACCAUCUUUACCAACCCGAGUCCCGACACCGAGGUUGAGUUCGUCUACCUGGAGAGCCUACCAUGGUUCAUGCGCAUCUACCUACACACGCUCCAAGCCCGCAUCUCCCAUCGCACCGGAUCGGAUAAGGGGGAGACGUUGGCGCCAGAGGGCGACGUCAUCCAGGAGAUCUACUAUCGGCCCUUCCUGGACCGCGAACGGGGCACGCAGCUGGAAGUCCGCAUGCGCAUCCCGCCCGCCAGCACCGUCUUCAUGACCUAUGAUUUCGAGAAGAGUAUUCUUCGCUACACCGAGUACCCACCCGAUGCCAACCGAGGCUUCGACGUGGCCGGUGCCGUCAUCACCAUCACACCAUUGACGCCAAACGGAAAGACCAGCAGCCUGAGGACCACGGGCCUGCUGCUGGACUUGCCCACCCCUGAUUUCUCCAUGCCCUAUAAUGUCAUCAUCUUCACAAGCACAGCCAUUGCUUUGGCUUUUGGUGGGCUGUACAACAUCCUGGUCAGGAGAUUCGUGGGGCAGGACGAAGGUCCCGAAGUCAGCCUGGUCAGACUCAAGGGAAAAAUUCGGGCCGCCGUCUCCAGACUGCAGAGCAAGACGAAGAAGCCCGGCACUCCAGGGAUGGCUGCGGAGGUUGCUGGGGGAAAAGAAAAGGAAGCUGCGAAGAUAGAAUAA